AUGUCGAGGCUCAGCGUGCGCGCGCUGCGGGUGUUGACGCCCGCGUCCGCCGUCGCCUCGCUGGUCGCCAACGCCAUCGCCCUGUGUUCCAACAGCUGGCUCCACAGCACCGAGCUCAUGCCUAACCCGUACUACAACGGGUCCGGGGACCGGGAGCAGCUCGCCAAGAACACCGUGUCGGGACUCUGGAAGAUGUGCUUCAACGAACCUGGCAAAACGGAUAUGCACUGCGUCUUGAUCGACUACUUUCCCAAGGAAGAGUACAGUCCCGAUCCAAACGACUCAACAAUGGCAAUACCAUACGCGGUGAAGCGGGCGUCGGCCUUCAUCCUGAUCAGCGCCCUGGUGCUGCUCGUCGGAGAACUGCUCUGCUUCUUGGGACACCUCUUUCGCAGGGGUCGAGUGCUCACAUUCGCCGGGGGAAUCGCCUUCAUCCUCUCCGGACUGAUGAUCCUGGUCGGCAUGGUCAUCUACAUCUCCACCUUCAAGGCCGAGGUGGGCUCAAAGCUACGCCCCAAGUCAUCCUUCCAGGAGCCCCUCUUCACCUACAGCUACGGCUACUCCUUCCUCCUGGCUGUCACGGGCCUCAUGUCCUGUGAGCUGGCGGGAACCUUCUCCAUAUUCCUCUGCAUCCACCGCUACCAACAGCAGCUCAAGAAGAAGCUGGAGAGGCACAAGCCCGUGGACCAUCUACCGGGCUGCCGACGCUACAACCAGCCGCUGUCCUCGUCUUCGUCGUCGACGAGGCACCACCACCACCGCACUGGCAGCGGUCACCAGCACCACACGUCUUCCUCGUCGCCGUCGUGCUCAAUGUCGCGAAGCGCCGGCCCCAGUCGCCGGGGUCGCGGGGUCGGAACGGGCUCGGAGCCUGGUUUGGUGUUCGAGCCGUCGGCGUCGCCGCCUCCGCCGCCGAGGCACGUGCUCGGGAGGAGGGCAUCGCCACCGCCGCACCUGCCCAUGUCCGAGUCGAUGAGGGACCUAUCGUACUACAACUUCCCGCCGUUCUCUAGGGACACGACGUGCAACACUGUGUCCACCACGGCGGACAACCUCACCCGCGAGUACUCCAGGGAGUUCUCGUUCGAAACGCUGCGCAGAACGACGCCCGUUUGAGGGUACACUCGCAUUUUUUAAAGAUAAAUCUAGGCCUAUGCGGUUAGGCCUAAGGAAAGUAGGUCCUUAACGUUUUGCCCCGACAGAGCUAGGCCUA
Messenger RNA from Ixodes scapularis (black-legged tick), 1213 nucleotides. RefSeq names its product voltage-dependent calcium channel gamma-7 subunit. NCBI's taxonomy places the organism in Eukaryota, Metazoa, Arthropoda, Arachnida, Ixodida, Ixodidae. The coding region runs from base 1 to 1116 and encodes 371 amino acids. The transcript has 4 exons. Gene Ontology annotation, biological process: regulation of AMPA receptor activity; transmission of nerve impulse; postsynaptic neurotransmitter receptor diffusion trapping. The record is from RefSeq and is a predicted model, not a curated record. Gene Ontology annotation, molecular function: voltage-gated calcium channel activity; channel regulator activity. Gene Ontology annotation, cellular component: postsynaptic density membrane; AMPA glutamate receptor complex.